This is a messenger RNA of Triplophysa rosa, 8916 nucleotides long. RefSeq names its product potassium voltage-gated channel, subfamily H (eag-related), member 5a (gene kcnh5a). Gene Ontology annotation, molecular function: voltage-gated potassium channel activity. Gene Ontology annotation, cellular component: membrane. NCBI's taxonomy places the organism in Eukaryota, Metazoa, Chordata, Actinopteri, Cypriniformes, Nemacheilidae. Gene Ontology annotation, biological process: potassium ion transmembrane transport; regulation of membrane potential. The transcript has 12 exons. The coding region runs from base 176 to 3436 and encodes 1086 amino acids. The record is from RefSeq and is a predicted model, not a curated record.
GGAACCUGCAGAGCUGCGAGUGCUCCUUGGUACAAAGCACCCAUACCAGUCAAGCACGGCGCAGCGUUACCAUGAUCUUCUCCAUCCCACCGAUAGAUACCCAUCCCGCCUGUAUCACUUUAACGACCAGCUUCCAGCAAGUGCGAGAGCCUGACCGUCGCUGCCCGAUCGCAGAAUGCACGGAGGAAAAAGAGGACUGGUGGCACCACAAAACACUUUUUUGGAAAAUAUUGUUCGUCGCUCAAGUGAGACAAGUUUCUUGUUGGGCAAUGCACAAAUCGUGGAGUGGCCUAUAGUUUACAGUAAUGACGGAUUCUGCAAGCUGUCUGGUUAUCACAGGGCUGAGGUCAUGCAGAAGAGCAGCACAUGCAGUUUCAUGUACGGCGAGCUGACAGACAAGAAGACGAUAGACAAAGUCAGACAGACCUUUGAUAACUAUGAAUCCAUUUGCGUUGAAGUGCUGCUCUAUAAGAAGAACAGAACCCCUGUGUGGCUCUACAUGCAGGUGGCCCCCAUCAGGAACGAGAACGAUAAGGUGGUCCUGUUCCUCUGCACGUUCAAGGAUAUCACUGUCUUCAAGCAGCCCAUUGAAGAUGAGACCACCAGAGGAUGGACCAAGUUUGCCAGGCUAACCAGGGCAUUGACAAAUAGCCGGAGUACACUGCAGCAGCUGGCACCUGUGAACAAGACCGAGGUCAGCCACAAGCACUCACGAUUGGCAGAGGCUCUUCAGCUAGGCUCCGACAUUCUUCCUCAAUACAAGCAAGAGGCUCCUAAAACUCCACCUCACAUCAUCCUGCACUACUGCACCUUUAAGACCACAUGGGACUGGGUCAUUCUCAUCCUCACCUUCUACACGGCCAUCAUGGUUCCCUACAAUGUCUCCUUUAAGACCAAACAAAACAACCUGGUGUGGUUGGUUCUGGACAGCGUGGUGGACGUCAUCUUCCUUGUGGAUAUUGUGUUGAACUUUCAUACCACUUUUGUGGGUCCUGGAGGGGAGGUUAUAUCUGACCCAAAGCUCAUACGUAUGAACUACUUGAAGACCUGGUUUGUCAUAGACCUGCUUUCUUGCCUGCCCUAUGACAUCAUCAACGCCUUUGAAAACGUGGAUGAGGAUCCCAUCGCAGACUCUUCUGCAGUGGGCCACUUGCCAUCUGCGGCCCACUCUCCACGAAACGGCACACGUGCAGAGGACUCAGUGUUGCCUGGUCUAAGCAGCCUGUUCAGCUCCCUGAAAGUGGUGCGUUUGCUCCGUCUGGGUCGAGUGGCACGCAAACUGGACCACUAUCUGGAAUACGGUGCUGCUGUGUUAGUUUUACUGGUCUGUGUGUUUGGUCUGGUGGCACAUUGGCUGGCCUGCAUCUGGUACAGCAUUGGUGAUUAUGAGGUCAUCGACGAGGCCACCAACAGCAUCAAGAUGGACAGCUGGCUUUACCAGUUAGCCAUCAGCAUUGGCAUGCCAUACCGGUACAAUGCCAGUGGAUCUGGCCAAUGGGAGGGUGGUCCCAGUAAACACACGCUCUACAUAUCUUCUCUCUAUUUCACCAUGACAAGUCUCACCACUAUUGGGUUUGGAAACAUUGCUCCAACUACAGAUGGGGAGAAGAUCUUCUCUGUGGCCAUGAUGAUGGUGGGCUCUCUCCUGUACGCCACCAUCUUUGGAAACGUGACCACCAUCUUUCAGCAGAUGUACACUAACACCAACCGCUACCACGAGAUGCUGAACAACGUGAGAGACUUUCUGAAGCUUUACCAGGUGCCUAAAGGACUUAGCGAGAGAGUUAUGGAUUUUAUUGUUUCCACGUGGGCCAUGACCAAAGGCAUUGACACAGAGAAGGUUCUGUCCAUCUGUCCUAAAGACAUGCGCGCGGACAUCUGCGUACACCUGAAUCGUCAGGUGUUCAAUGAGCACCCUGCUUUUCGACUGGCCAGUGAUGGCUGUCUGCGCUCUUUGGCGGUAGAGUUCCAGACUACGCAUUGUGCUCCUGGAGACCUUAUCUUCCACGCAGGAGAGAGUGUGGACACGCUUUGCUUUGUGGUGUCUGGAUCACUGGAGGUCAUCCAGGAUGAUGAGGUUAUUGCCAUUUUAGGUAAGGGUGACGUGUUUGGCGACGUGUUCUGGAAGGAAACCACUCUGGCGCAUGCGUGCGCUAACGUGAGGGCUCUGACGUACUGCGAUCUGCAUGUGAUCAGGAGGGAUGCUUUACUCAAAGUGCUGGAGUUCUACACGGCAUUCGCGAACUCUUUCUCCCGCAACCUCUUUCUCACCUGCAACCUCCGCAAGCGAAUCAUUUUUCGCAAGAUUCUUGACGUCAAGAAGGAGGAAGAGGAAAGGAGACACCAGAAGAAUGAAGUCACGUUGUCCAUCCCCGUGGACCAUCCUGUCCGGAAACUAUUCCAAAAGUUCAAACAGCAGAAGAUGCGUACGCAAGGUUCAUCGCAACCCGACCUAGAGAGGAACCAGUUUCAGGUGGAGCAUCAUCUGCAUCCACUGUCCCAGCAAUAUCAGCCUCAGUACCAGGGUAACCAUCCCCUUCAACAUCAACAUGUGUCCCCCAUGCAAAAUGGUGCCCCUGGUUCAGGCAACGGGAACAGCGGUUCAAGUGUUGUGACCGUCUCGCAGAUAACCCCUAUCCAAAGUGCACUAGCUUAUGUUCAGACAGAGGAAGCAUACAGGAGCGAUGGCCAUGAAGCUAUGGAGCUCAAGCCCAGCUUUAGUAUAGAGGACCAAAGUUGCUUAAAGGUUACGAGUCCUGUGAGACCCAGAGGAGGAAGAGGACGAGGUUGGAUGCGUUUCCAUAACGCCACGUCUGUAGCACCUCCCGUGCUUCCACUGGAACUGGAGAAGCAGCCUCAGAAAGAAAAGGAGUGUAGGGAUACAUCUCAACCCCUGAAUGUGAUUUCUGAGGAUUCCAAAAACCAAGAAGCUGAGAGAGGAGGGUCAGGAGAAGGGGGUCCAGGUGGAAAUGGCAAUGGUGAUGAGACAGAUGAAAACAGUGCUCUACACAAGACUGAUUCAUGUGACAGUGGGAUCACAAAGAGUGACUUGCGUAUUGACAGGGUGGGUGAUUCGCGGAGCCCCAAUGAGAAGGGCCCGACGGAGCAGAGCCCAUACGAUCUGCCCAGCCCCGGGUUGGGCGACAUGACCCUUAGGGGUCUUCAUUUUCAGCCUGUUCCUGAACAGGGUCUGCUUCAAAACAGCCUGCAUGAGGCAAAGCUGGAACUAAAGGGGGACAUCCAGACUUUAAAUAGCCGGCUAGCGGCGCUGGAGGCUCAGGUGGGGGAGAUUUUAAGACUCCUCUCAUCGGAGAAGAGAAAACCCUCCUCACCACCUCAGACCUCUACUUUGAAAGCCAAACUUCAAUGCCAGGACAUCUUCGCUGUUUCUCAGCCUGUCUCUCCAGAUACAGAAGAAGAUGACGAACCUUUUUGAAUUAAGAUAAAUAUGUUUAUUUACUAGAUAUUGAUAUGCUGGUUUUAUUUAUUACUCACCUUACUUCGACUCAGGAAUGUAAGGUGAAUACAGAUGAAUCCGGGAAGAAUUCAUACUAUUGUAAAUAUAUACUUGCAUGUCCAGCUGGAAUCUGGCCUGCCAAUGAGAUCUUCUCUAUGGAUAGUAGUUGCUUGUACAUGUACGGAGUGGGCUGCAUGCAGAGAUAAUUCAAGAGGCACUUUUAUUCUGACCUUGCACAUGCGAUCUCCUAACCGAGUGAUAUUUCAGGGCAUUUUCUCUUUGAGUGAUGGCUUGAUGCCCCAGACAUGUGAUCUUGGGUUGUUGUAGGUGAGAAUCGGGCUUGGUUUAAUACCACAAACAUUGUUUAAGCAGGGCACUCUUUAUAGUGACCUGAUUAUAAAGUUUACAAAUACCCCAGAAUUAGGGCUUCACGAUAAUUUAUCGCGAUACCACUAAAUCCUAUUGAAAUCAAGCUGGCUGCGAUAUGCAAUGUGUCGAUAUUUUUGCAAUGCGUAGCUUGUCCGUGAAGCACGGCUCUGGGAUCAGUAGGAAAUGCUGCUCGAUCUAAAAGCAGUGCGAGUUUGAGUCGCUUAUAAUGUGCAUUUGAAAAAGCAACACCCGUCAAACAUGAUCAUUAUAAAUAUACUUUAUUAUCAUAAAAAUACCUGAUGAGGCUUGAGUAACAGUGAGUAACAGGGAUAAAAAGAUGUCCAUAGGCCUUUCCUAUUCUAGAACGUGUUAUGGUCUUCUUCUGCAGUGCGUAUUUGGAGUUUCCGCAGGAGAGCGCCCUCUGGCUUUCGGAUGCAGCAGCAUUUUCCCGUACUUCACUCAAAAGCUGUGCAUAAGUCACGUGAUAUUUAUCGUCGGUUUAUCGCGACAGCCCUACCCAGAAUGUUCUUCCCCUUUUCAAUGUGCAGAGUUUUCCAUAUUAAGCAAAAUGAUUGGAAAUGCAAGAUUGUUUAUUGAGAUGGUUUCUUUGGUGUGGUUAAAGGAAUAGUUCAUCCAAAAACGAAAACUCUCUUGUGAUUUACUCACCCUCAUGCCGUUCAGAUGUAGAUGACCUUUCUUCUCUGAACACAAAUACUUUUACAUUACAAUGCUAUCAUGUUAUGUUAUCAUAUCUACAGUAUCUAGCAUGAGAUUUGAAGUUAUCGACAUGCCGCCAUAUACAGGUAAUUUAGCCCUAUACAGUAAAAAAAAUAUUUUGGCAGCUGGGCCACCAAAAAAAGUAAAACAACAUUUUUUGAAAAGUAAAAUGUUUUUACAACCAACCUGUAAAUUUUCAGUCUAAUUUGUAAUUUGACAUUUUAACCGCAUUUUAUAAAAAAAGUAUUUUUUUUCAACUUUUUUUUUACCAUAUAGGUUCUGAUUUUGCGAAAUAACCUUCAUAUAUUAAAGUUUUCUGUCACAACUGCAUCCUUUCACUUUAGAAGAUAUUUUAAACACACUGGAGUCAUUUUGAUUACUUUAAUGAUAUAGUGUAAAUGUGCAUUUUGGUGCUUAAUUUUAGGUACCAGAAGAUAACAUUCAAUUCUAAUUUAUUUCUGUAGUGCUUUUUACAAUUUUACAUUGUUGCAAAACAUCUUACAGUAAAGACAGAUUUCUAUCAGGUUCACUAUAGUCAAAAGGGAUUUACACUAGCAUAUAGUUUAGAUUGGCGGUAUGGUUCUGUUCUGGGCAAAAACUCCCUGCCCAUCCAUGCAGUGAGCAUGAAUAAGAGCAGGGUGCGCAGUGAUAACCCCCUUAGGGUAAACGGGACAUAACAAAAGAUGUCAUUAGAUGUCAUUAGUUCUUAAUGACAUUUAAGUAUAACACAUUAUCUAAAGUAAUUGAGACUUAUGUCUAUUGAGACUUAAAUGUAUGUGGAGCUGGGGAUGGAGGAGGGUAAUUUGCUCCUGAGCGACGCGGUAAGCUGCUGUUACCUGAAUCGAUUUUAAAAAGGAAGCUGUGAUAGUGUAAUAGUUCUGUGGGUAGAUGAGGAUCAGCUGGUCACCUGCCAGAACUAACGCUAUACGCUUGAUUAAUAUAGACAAGACAAAAAAGGAAAAAUAAAUCAUAAAAUGAAAGUGAUAAAUUAGAAAAUAUACAGAGCAAAUGGUAUUGUUUCAAUUUGUUUCAAUAAGGUGUUCAUGAUGGCAUUUUAUUUAAAAUGAUGUGUUUGUGUUGAUCUUAAAAAAAAGUCACAUACAUCUGGCAUAAAGGUGAGUAAAUUAUGAUAGACUUUCCAUGUUUGGAACGAUUACUUAAGGUGACAAUCCAAUAAGCGUGCUACUUUUGGAUAUGAGAACUUUAUUUCAUUACUACACUACCUUUUAAACUCCAUAUUAAUUUUGUCCCAUUGGUUAUUUUGUGGAAAGUUAUGAUAAAUAAGAGAUUUUCAGGGGUCUUCUUUACAUGUUUUAGAAAGAUGUACUUGCAUGGAUGGAUAUGUGGUACAGUAAGCUCUGGCAUGGUAGAACUUGUGUUCCCUUAUUAAUUAUGCAAACACACAAAGUCUCUGGGGUGGUGGGGGUGGGGGUUGCAUUUUGGUGGGAAAGCUCACUCUGGUGGCAUUAUUAGAAGCAUGAACAUCUUCAGGCCAUUUGAAAACUGUACAAGCAUGCACUGAAUUUUUUGCAUGACAUCAGCAUUGCGUGAUACAUUAGUAGACAUGAAAAGUAAUGGAUUUCGAGUAUUGUUUACCAACUCGGAAAUAGAUAUGUACUGUGCAUAAUUCAUCUAAAGGCAGAUGCAUAUGUCAUAAUCUUCCUAUUUUAAUCCAGCUUUUAUGCAUUAUGCUCCACAAGUAAACAGCCAGCAGCUGUUAAGUUCAUAAGGUGUUCAUUUUUGUUCAUAUGGACUCGCUGUUUCUGUAUAUUAUGUUAUUACUGUAUAUCCACAGAUGGUGAGUCAUCACAUAUCAACAUACUCAUGGGUGGUUUAAAGAGCUUGUGGCAUAAUGACUAAUGCCCCUUCACAUCUCAUUUUCCAUUACGUCUAUUGCACUGUUAUUAGUGCAUGCUGGUGAUGUUCUUAACAAACAAGGGAAAAGACACUAUUAAGAUAAUUACAACAACAACGCGAGGAGUGUGGUUGUAUUUAGGGAUGCACCGAUACCAUUUUUAAAGACGAUACCGAUACCUAUAACCGAUGCCUGUAUAAUGUACAAUUAUGUUAAUAAACCAGUAUCUUACUGGUACAUUUUCUUUUUUUCUUUUGUUUUUAGGUCUACUUAAAUUUUAGUACUAUUUUUUAAUUAAGUUCUAUUUUUUAUGAUAAGUAGCACAAUUUUACUAGCACAUUUACUUCAGUUUACUAAAGUAAACAAUAUACUCUGUGGUCGGAUUAUAAAAAAUUCAAGGGGGGUGGUGUGGUAAAAUGUGAGUGUAUUAUAACUUGUUCAAGUCAAGCGGACUUUUAUUUUGACGGGACGCCGCAAAGAGCGUUUAAGUUAACCGGACUUUUAUUUUGACGGAUCGCGGCAAAUGGUGUUUGUUUAUGUGUUCGUGUCCUCGUGCAGUGAAACGCUGGCGCUGAAAGCUCCACAAGCACAAUGCGUUCAGUACACGCAACCGCACCACUCUUUCACACACGGUAACGCAAAACAAGCAGAAUACAUAUUUAAACAGUAUCUGAAUAUUUCGUUAACUGUUACGUUAGCUGUUCAGCGCUAAUUUCUUGUUAGGAAAUGCCUGGAUUCCUAGAUUCCGUCCCUGUUUUGCGCAUUGCGGAAAUCAUAGGGCUCUACGUAUGUCACGUGAGGUAUCGGCCUUUGGUAUCGGUGUGUCAUUACGAGUACGAGUACAUGAGUUUGGUAUCGGACCGAUACUGGUAUCGGUGCAUCCCUAGUAUUCCUUGUUAUGGCUUAUAGAUCCUUACAGUUAAGCUAUACAUUAAGCAACCUACAAACAAGCAACACAGUAACACUGCUGUUUUUAAAGCAAUACAUCCAUGUAUACUUUAUACACCCAUUUAGCCUACUUGCAAAUGUGCACAACUGCAAAGGUUCAGAUAAUAUUAAUUCACAACUAAUCUGUUGGUUUAUUUAUCAUUGCAAGAGUUAAGGAUGUUCACAAGGACCAAAGACAUUAUGUUUGUACUGUACUACUGAAUUUGCAUUUGUAUAUUCAUUUUGCUGCUUAAAAGUAUGGUGAGAAAAGCAUUAUUGGGUAAUACUGAAAUGCAAAUAGCAUAUCAAUGUUGUGCUCUUUAAACAACACAAACAUUGGAAAAUGACAGCAUUCACCGAAAUAUUGUGUACUGAGUUUAUUUACAAACCUCAUGGUUUGGCAGAGAAUUAUCUGAUCAGAAAUCUGACAGUAGAAUUCACUUUGCAUGUGAAGUCUUACAACUGUCACAACAAAGAAAUACGAUUAACAAUAGCCUCUAAUAAUGGUUUGAGAAAAAGUUUGAGAAUCAUAUAAAAUGAAUCAGAAUUUUUUUUUAAAUCAUUUUUUUCAUGCUUCUGUAUACCCUCGUUCUGUGAGUUACUGUAUUUUCUUGUCAUUCAGCCCUGCGAAGAGAAGCACAGACAGUGAAAAACGUAUUCAUUGUGUCUUCUGUUAACUUGGAAGAAUUAGAUAUAAUGCUCAAAGCUAAAGUAUUGUUGCAGGUGAAGUUAGAAAAUGGUGGAAGUGACUCAUUGCUGAACCCCCGGGAUUAAUGUCCUGAAGAGAAGGUGUGGUUGAGAUGUUUUACCCAAUCCUAACAUCCACUUAAGCCCAGUGAGCCAUCGGACUGCAUGCUGCAUCCAUCACAUUUUAAUGCCAAUGUUAUGUUAUGUUUGCCUGCCAAAGCAGUGUUUUUGCUGCAUCUUUUCAUGCAGACAUGCAAAAUGGGCAAAAGCCUGGGCGCUACAUCCAAAAAAAUCACAUAACCAAAAUUAACAUUUAUGUUGUGAAUGAAGACACGUCAUACCAAUACAAAUGGCCAAUAAUCACCAUUUCAAAAUGUGCGGAGAGAUCAAAUACUAGUACAUCUGGAAGUUUCCUUAAAAUUGUUCAGAAGCACUAGGUUACAAAUAUGUGGCAGGUAAAAUAAUUAUUAUAUUAGACUGAAUUGCAAACAGGGUUGGUUUUCAAUCCUUUCACUUCUGCACGUUUAAAAGUCAGUUUAGCAGAAUGACAUGUAGCCACGCGUUGCAAUAUUCUCAUAUCUGAAGUGCUGCCCAGGCUCCUCUUACCCUUUUGGAAGCAGUGACCACUGACUUUACUAAGCUCUUUUUUUCAACGUAAAUGAGACUGCCUUUUUAUCAGUGUAAAAUAUUGUUAUGAAAAUAUUUCUGAGGGAGAUGGGGCAAAGUGUUUAUUUUUACCACACUGGCAUGAAUAUGAAUAAUUUGUUAUAUACAGCAGUGUAUUACACUGAUGUUAUAAAAUAAAAACUUUAAUUGUGCUAAUUUACUCAUCUUGUCAUUCUUCUGUUCAACCAGGUAUUCUCAAUAAUUAACAUUAUUUUAGAUUUUUAACCUUGUCAGUGUU